AUGUCUACUCCCACAACGAAUUAUGACAAUUAUGACUUCCUACGCCGUGGCUCUCGCAGGACAGGAACCAUUCACUCUCAAUCUGGCUCAAUCUCACCGCGUCGCAAACCAAUCGCAAGAACACAAAGCACACGUUAUAGCGAUGGGACCAUAGCGAGUGGCAGCGCGAACACCUCUGGAACCAACAUCACACAACCUCCCCAGUACUCGAAGAAAUUCGUGGUCGUAGGAGAUGGCGGAUGUGGCAAGACAUGUCUGUUGAUCAGCUAUAGCCAGGGCUACUUCCCAGAGAAAUAUGUACCUACCGUCUUCGAGAACUACAUCACCAAUACCGAUCAGAAGUCAACGGGAAAGACAGUCGAACUUGCUCUUUGGGACACUGCAGGCCAGGAAGAGUAUGACCGACUCCGUCCUCUCUCAUACCCAGAGACAGAUCUCCUGUUCGUCUGCUUUGCCAUUGAUUGCCCAAACUCACUUGAGAAUGUGAUGGACAAGGUCCUCCACUUCUGCCCCACCACCCCAUUGAUUCUCGUUGGUCUCAAGUCCGAUCUCCGCCAACAAAAACGUUGCAUAGAGCUUCUCAAGACCCAGGGUUUGACACCAGUCACGCCAGAGCAAGGCCAGGGCGUGGCUAAGCAGAUGGGCGCGACGUACGUCGAAUGCUCAAGCAGGGAGAUGAACGGCGUCCAUGAGGUCUUUGAGCUUGCGAUAGAAAUGGCAGUCGGGAGGGAGGUCAAGAUGAAGGAGGAGCGAGAACGAUGGGCUGCUAGUGGCGGUGAUACUGGCGGACGAGGGAGGAAGAUCAAAAAGAGAGGAUGCCCAAUACUAUGA
Molecule: messenger RNA, 831 nt
Organism: Bacidia gigantensis
Lineage: Eukaryota; Fungi; Ascomycota; Lecanoromycetes; Lecanorales; Ramalinaceae
Exons: 3
Coding region: 1-831 (276 amino acids)
Biological process (GO): small GTPase-mediated signal transduction
Molecular function (GO): GTP binding; GTPase activity
Source: RefSeq, a predicted model, not a curated record